Rhagoletis zephyria (snowberry fruit fly) is the source of this 2379-nucleotide messenger RNA. NCBI's taxonomy places the organism in Eukaryota, Metazoa, Arthropoda, Insecta, Diptera, Tephritidae. The record is from RefSeq and is a predicted model, not a curated record.
AUGACCAAAUCCAAAUCCAAGCCAAAAUCGGCAAAGCCAAAGUCAGCAAAGCCAAAGUCGGCAAAACCGAAGAGCAAGUCGACGAAGAAGAAAAAAUCCAAGUCCGCAAAGUCGGCUAGCAGAAAGAGUCGCGUCAAGAUUUCCACCAGCAAGAUCGGCGCCUCUGCCAAGCAGGGCGUCGGAAGUGCUGGUGGUGGCUCCAGCAAGGGCAAACAGCUGUCCGGUGCCAGCUUUCAGGAGGCCUCCAACGUCAAGGGUCGGCCGAUGCUGUGCAAGCAGAUGGCCAAGGUGGCCGGCACCAAGGGCGCCACUGAACUGAAGUCCUUCAAGGAGAUCAAAGCACACGGCUACGAGGUGCACAUUCUGGGCGCCAAUGUGGGCGACAAUGUGGGCCUGAAGAAGGCGAAAAGCACCAAGGACCCGAAGAAGAAGAUGGUCUGCAAGCUGAUUGAGCUAAAGCACUGCACGCCGCGCUACAAGAUCACCAUGGAGCUGUACAGUCUGAAAAUAAUGCGUUUCAUCGGAAAGAAGCCCAUGAUGGAGUGCUUUCCCAAGGUGUACGACAUCUUUCUAACCGAAAAGACGUACUUCAUCUUCAUGAGCGAGUGCAGCGGCCGAUCGCUGUACGAGCUGGUGGUGGGCAAGCAGGACCUCGCCCCGGGCCGAGUGCGCAAGUGGGUGCGCACGCUGACGGAGGCGGUGAAGGAGCUGCAGAAGUACGGCAUCGCCCACCGCUUCAUCAAGCUGAAGCACCUGAUGCUGGAGGCGAACGACCACCUGAAGCUGGUCGGCUGGAGCAAGUCGGUCUUCUUCUACGACAGCAAGAAGAAGAAGGCACUGUACCAGCACAAGGAGCACCGGGCUCGCAAGAACAACUUCCUCCCGCCGGAGGCCUUUCACCGCCUCUACGACCCCUCCAAGGCAGACGUCUGGGCGGUUGGCGUCAUUCUGAUCUCCCUCACGACGCGCAAGUACCCCUUUCACGUGCGUGCCAAGACCAAGUUCACCACACAGUGGCGUGACUUUGUCAAGGUCCACCCGCUGAAUCCGAUCGUCCGCUCACUGGCCAACAAAGUCUUCGUCCUGGACACAAAGAAGCGCAUCCACGCGCGGGACAUGCUCACCCACGACUACUUCACCGUUGACGAGAAGAAGCUGAUCAACAAGAGCGUCCGCGGGAAACCGCUCGCUAGCACUGCAAGCACCUCUUCUGCCGUCAAGUCGGCCUUUAAGUCGGCCGCCUAUGCCUCGCACUCAAAGUCCACUGCGUCAGGGGUGAAGAGCUCCAAAAUAAAAAGCGGACUCAGCGGCAGCGCCUCCGGCUCUCACCACUCGGUAGUGAAGUCGACCAAGUCAAAGGCCAAGUCGAUGAUGUCCUCCAAGUCGCCCCUCUCCGGUUCUGGCACCUCCAAGUCGGGCUACUCCAGCGGAUCGGUGCUGCCAAGCAGCAAGAAGAGUCGCACCUCGAAGGUCUCCAAGUCGAGCAUCGGCGCCUCUGCCGCCGGUCUCUCCACCGCCAAGGCCUCAAAAACGAUCUCCUCAAAGGCGUCGGGCAAGUCGCUGGCCUCAGCCAGCAAGUCGAGCAAAAAGAAGAGCUCUAAGAGUAAGAGUAAGUCAAAAGAAGGCUCCACAGCUAUGCUGCUUGAGGGCAUCAAGACGGCGUUGCACACCUCGGGAACGUCCAUCAAGUCCAAGUCGGCCAAGCCCAAGUCAACCAAGAGCAGCAAAUCGGUGAAGGACAAGUCUACAGCUUCUGCAAGUGGUGGAAAGUCCACCAAGUCAGUCAAGUCGGGCAAGUCUAAGGCCGCCGCCGCUGGAAAGUCCACCAAAUCGCUGAAAUCAGGCAAAUCAAAGAUGUCUAAGGAAAAGUCGUCAAAGGCCGUGAAAACAGCCGGCAAGUCGAAGGCAAAUGAAGGAAAGUCGACUAAAUCUGCCAAGUCUGCCGCUGGAAAGUCUGCUUCAAAGGCAAAAUCGGCUGAAAAAACCACAAGCAAGACAAAGGAGAAAGAGAAGGAAAAAACGACCAGCAAAGCUAGCGUCACCAAGGAGGGCGGAAAGAGCGCAGAGAAGAGCAGCGCCAAGGAGGAUGGAAAGAAAAAGGAGGAAGGAAGCAAAAAUGAGAAGAGCAAAAAGGGCAGCAAAGUGGACGGGAAAAGUAAAGGCGAUGGUAAGGAGAGCAAAGAAGAGGGCAAGGAAAGCAAGGGAGAAGGCAAGGAGAGCAAAGAAGAAGGCGCCAAGGACAGCAAAGAAGAUGGCGGCAAGGAAAGCAAGGAGGAGGGUAAAGAAGAGGAAGGGGCGGAGAAGGAGGGCAAGGAAGAAGGCGGCAAGGAGGAAGGAAAGGAGGAAGAUGGCAAGGAGGGAAAGAGCAAUCUGGAUGGC